Messenger RNA from Carya illinoinensis, 663 nucleotides. RefSeq lists its product as uncharacterized. The coding region runs from base 105 to 374 and encodes 89 amino acids. The transcript has a single exon. NCBI's taxonomy places the organism in Eukaryota, Viridiplantae, Streptophyta, Magnoliopsida, Fagales, Juglandaceae. The record is from RefSeq and is a predicted model, not a curated record.
UCAAGCACGUAUCCUUCUUGUUUCAGUUUUAUUUGCUACACAAAGUUUGCAUUUCCUUUUUCUCUAAUUUCAAGGGCAAAGAACAAUCUUGUGAAGAGUAGAAUAUGAGUUCGACAAGCAGAGCAAUUGUAGCAGCUAGCGUAGGAGUUGUAGAGGCCAUGAAAGACCAGAUGGGUAUCUGCAGAUGGAAUUAUAUUAUAAGAUCCGCUCAACAAAAUACAAGGAACCAUCUCUGGUCGAUGCCUCAAGCCAAGAGCCUCUCCUCCUCAACUUCUGCAGUGGUUUCAAGCAAAGUUAGAGACCAGGAGAAAAUGAAGAGGUCAAAAGAGUCUUUGAGGACAGUCAUGUACUUGUGUUGUUGGGAUUCCAAUUGAGGGUCUGGUCAACUGAAGAAAGUGAGCCAAUGUUUCCUGGGAGAACGUCAUUGCUUGAUGGCCAUUCAUACGUCGGCAUGGCAAUGGAAAAUUAGGUUCGGUUUGGUAGUAGAGAAUUUUGAGUUUUAAGAUAAAAUAUUAAAAUAUUAUAUUUUAAUAUUACAUUUGUUUUGGGAUUUGAAAAAGUUGAAUUAUUUAUUAUAUUUUAUAUAGGAAUUUGAGAAACUUAACUCUCUCCAAAUUAUCACUCCCAAGUGUAGAAGUGGUUCAGUUGUAAUAAUAAGGAAGU